GGCCGCCUCGGGUGUCAUGGCGGCGUCCUGUGCGAGCGGCCGUUGGUGGCUGAGGCGGAGGGCCAAGGCGGCUUCCCUGGCAGCCCUGGGGCCUUGGCUGAGGCCGCUGAGGGGCCUCUGGAGCGCUGCCAGUGGGCCUAAGGCGGUCUCUGUGGAAGUGGGGAGCAGAAAACUGGAAAUCUCUUCUGGAAAACUCGCCAGAUUCGCUGAUGGAUCUGCUGUAGUGCAGUUAGGUGAUACAUCAGUGAUGGUGACAGCAGUCAGUAAAACAAAGCCUUCGUCAUCUCAAUUCAUGCCUUUGGUGGUUGAUUAUCGUCAAAAAGCCGCUGCAGCCGGAAGAAUUCCUACCAAUUAUCUAAGAAGAGAAUUGGGUUCUACAGACAAAGAAAUUCUUACAAGCCGAGUAAUAGAUCGCUCAAUUAGACCUCUCUUUCCAGCAGGGUACUAUUAUGAUACACAGAUCCUUUGUAAUCUUUUAGCUGUAGAUGGUGUCCAUGAUCCUGAGGUAUUAGCAAUCAAUGGAGCUUCUGCGGCCCUUACAUUGUCGGAUAUUCCAUGGAAUGGCCCUAUUGGUGCUGUGAGAGUAGGACUGAUUGAUGGAGAAGCUGUUGUUAAUCCCACAAGAAAAGAGAUGUCUUCCAGUACUUUAGAUUUAGUAGUCUCCUCAGGUCCACGUAGUCAGAUUGUUAUGUUGGAAGCUGCAGCAGAGAAUGUAUUACAGCAAGACUUCUGCCAUGCCAUCAAAGUGGGUGUGAAGCAUGCCCAGAAAAUAAUUCAAGGCAUACAACAACUGGCAAAAGAGCAAGGUAUUGCCAAGAGAACUGUCCAGAAGUUAUUCACUGCUCCUGAGGAGAUUGUGGAAUGUGCAAAGCAACUUGCAUCUGAAAAGAUCACAGCAGUGUUUUCAGACUUCACCCAUGAUAAAAUAUCACGAGAUGAAGCAAUAAACAAAAUCAGACUUGAAACAGAAGAACAGCUGAAAGAAAAGUUCCCAGAUGCUGAGUCAUAUGAAAUAAUGGAAUCUUUUAGUGUUGUUUCCAAGGAAAUCUUCAGAAACCUUAUUCUGAAUGAAUACAGAAGAUGUGAUGGUAGAGACUUGACUUCCCUUAGAAAUAUCUCCUGUGAAGUGGACAUGUUCAAAACCCUUCAUGGAUCGGCCCUAUUUCAGAGAGGUCAGACCCAGGUCCUUUGUACAGUUACGUUUGAUUCAUUGGAAUCAAGUGUAAAAUCUGAUCUUAUCACAACAGCCAUAAGUGGAAUAAAAGAAAAAAACUUCAUGCUCCAUUAUGAGUUUCCUCCAUAUGCGACUAAUGAGAUUGGUAAAAUUUCAAGUGCAAACAGAAGAGAACUUGGUCAUGGUGCACUUGCGGAGAAGGCUUUGAAGCCAGUGAUUCCCAGCGAAUUCCCUUUCACAAUAAGAGUUACUUCAGAAGUAUUGGAAUCAAAUGGGUCAUCAUCAAUGGCUUCUGCUUGUGGUGGGAGUUUAGCAUUGAUGGAUGCAGGGGUGCCAAUUUCAUCGGCUGUAGCAGGUGUUGCUGUAGGUCUGGUUACCAGGCCUAACUCAGAAAAAAAUGGAGACAUUGAGGAUUAUUGUUUGCUAACAGACAUUCUGGGUAUAGAAGAUUAUAAUGGUGAUAUGGACUUCAAAAUGGCUGGAACAAAUAAAGGAAUAACUGCUUUACAGGCUGAUAUCAAGCUACCAGGAAUACCCCUAAAAAUUGUGAUGGAAGCUAUUCAGCAAGCCACAGUGGCAAAGAGAGAGAUUUUGCAAAUUAUGAAUAAAGCAAUUGCAAAACCCAGAGCAAACAGGAAAGAGAAUGGACCACUUGUUGAAACAGUUCAAGUGCCAUUAUCGAAAAGGGCAAGAUUUGUUGGCCCCGGAGGUUAUAAUUUAAAGAAACUUCAAGCUGAAACUGGGGUUACUGUUAGCCAAGUAGAUGAAGAGACAUUUUCCAUAUUUGCUCCAACACCAGCUGCUAUGCAUGAAGCACAAGAAUUUGUUACUGAAAUCUGCAAAGAUGAUCAGGACUAUCAAUUGGAAUUUGGAGCUAUUUAUACAGCCACAAUUACAGAAUUGAGAGAUAUUGGGGUAAUGGUGAAAUUGUAUCCAAACAUGACUCCUGUUCUACUUCACAAUUCACAACUUGAUCAGAGAAAGAUUAAGCAUCCUAGCGCUCUUGGAUUAGAGGUUGGCCAAGAAAUCCAGGUGAAAUAUUUUGGACGUGAUCCAACUGAUGGCAGAAUGAGGCUCUCACGGAAAGUACUUCAGUCUCCAGCGUCAUCUGUUGUUAAAACAUUAAGUGACAAAAACAAUGUAGUAAUGGGAGGUGCAGUUCCAGAGUCUGCUACAUCAUCAUCCUAGCAGUUUUCAAAAGCAUAGGAGUAUUACUGGAUUUAGUCAAAACUGUGGACUUCUGAAAGAGACUGAGUAAUUGUUGCAAAAACCAUGUAAAUUAUCAUGCAGGUUCUUAUCAUGCAGAGUUGUAUACACACACAUUUCAAAUUUUGUAUAAAUAUAUUUGGAUGCCAGAUUAUUUUCAGUUGUGUUUUUCCUCCCAUGGAGUUUUUCCUUAACAGAGCUUAAUAAAUCAUGUAAAACCUGAGGCAGAGGUUUCUAAAUGAACAGAAUAGUUACCUUCAGCCACUGGAGAACAAAUCAGUGCCUAAUUAAUGCCUUACCUCUGAUACUGAGAGGUUCUUAAAGUUAUGUGCACUAAUAAUAAUAAUAAUAAUAAUAAUAAUAAUAGGAUUUAUUUAUAUGCCGCCCAAUCACUGGGAAUCCG
Molecule: messenger RNA, 2783 nt
Organism: Sceloporus undulatus (fence lizard)
Lineage: Eukaryota; Metazoa; Chordata; Lepidosauria; Squamata; Phrynosomatidae
Gene: PNPT1
Product: polyribonucleotide nucleotidyltransferase 1
Exons: 28
Coding region: 17-2362 (781 amino acids)
Biological process (GO): mitochondrial RNA 3'-end processing; mitochondrial mRNA catabolic process
Cellular component (GO): cytosol; mitochondrion
Molecular function (GO): RNA binding; polyribonucleotide nucleotidyltransferase activity; 3'-5'-RNA exonuclease activity
Source: RefSeq, a predicted model, not a curated record